Parascedosporium putredinis is the source of this 1221-nucleotide messenger RNA. NCBI's taxonomy places the organism in Eukaryota, Fungi, Ascomycota, Sordariomycetes, Microascales, Microascaceae. The record is from the annotation of a GenBank genome assembly.
AUGACGCCACCUCGCCGUUCUAGUCUCGGUAUAGGCCACGAGCAGCUAUCCAACAGCUUCGGGACGGACUUGCGCCCCGAUUCUGUUUCCAUCAUUUCUGGCAAAACCGAUGCCUACUCCGGCCGCCCCUCCAUGGACCCAGGGCGCGCCCCGCUCUCCGCCUACCCAGCUCCUCCUCCCGUGCCCACCAGCCCAUGGGAUCCCUAUGCCCGCACCGAGAGCAUGACCCACAGAGGCCGAUAUAGCUAUGCUAGCAGCGCCAUUAGCACAAUCAAUAGCCCUAGGAGGGUUAGAAGGCGGAAGGACCCCACUCCGUUCAAUGAGAGGGUAGGCCUUACGCUCUGGGACUCGGAAGGCCUUGAGAAGAAUGUUGUUGAUUUGCAAUUGCGAGAGAUGUCGGCCUUUUUGGAGAGCAAGUUUGAAGAGACUUUUGCCGAAGAGAUGAAGGUGGUCAGAUCUCCUGGUGUCCAGGACACACAUAUUCACGCCGUCUUCCUAGUCCUUGACCCUAGUCGACUGGACCGCAACCUGAGCACGGCGAAAUCAAUCUAUGCCAACGGCCACAACGGCAUUGCCGACCUGCGCGCUCUUGGCGCCCUCGACGAUGAUCUCGAUUUGCAAGUCAUGAGGACUUUACAGGGCAAGACCACCGUCAUCCCAGUCAUCGCUAAAGCCGACACCAUCACAACGAAACACAUGGCCGCCUUGAAACGCAGUGUGUGGAGUAGCAUCAAGAAGGCCAACCUUGAUCCCUUGGAGUCUCUUGCCCUUGAGGAUGACGAUGCCGCUUCAUCGAGCUCUAGCAGAAUUGACGAGGGCGAUGAAGAUGCCGCGCAGGCCGAUGCUAGGUCCGACGUGAUCCGGGGUGACAGCGAUCUUCCCAUCCAGGGACAGGAGGAUCUGGAUGCAGGUGCCGAAUCGAAUCCCUCGGCCCUUCGCCAGAGGUCAGAGAAGGGACCCGCCGAGGAAGAAGAGUCGUCCUUUUUGCCACUCUCCAUCAUCAGCCCCGACUUGUAUGAACCCGGUGUGAUCGGUCGUCAAUUCCCUUGGGGUUUCGCCGACCCCUACAAUGAGGAGCAUUGUGACUUUACACGUCUUAAAGAUACCGUCUUUAGCGAGUGGCGCGCUGAGCUUCGCGAGGCUAGCCGGGAGCAAUGGUAUGAGGGGUGGAGGACGAGCCGGCUCAAGGUCCGAGAUGGACCAACUCGCCGUCGGAUAUGA